AUGAAAAAAAAGAAAUUGCAAUCACGUAAUCAUAAUCCAACGAGUAAUAAUGGAAUAAAUAGUAAUCUUUCAGAAACUGGUAAUGAUAUGAUUGGUAAGGAGGGUGUUGAAUGUAUGCUAGAAGAUGGUGAUGACGAAGAUGAAGAUGGACAAAUGGAAGAUGACGAAGAUGAAGAAGAAGAAGAAGAAGAGGAAGAGGGAGAGGAUGAUGAAGGUGAAGAGGAGGAGGAGGAGGAAGAAGACGAUGAUGAGCAGGACGAAAAGAAAGCGGUUGAAGGCAAUCAUCGUCAUCAUCUGCAACAACAUCAACAACAACAACAACAAUACAAUCGAAUUAUCAAUAAUUGUGAUAGUCAUCGUUAUCUCUAUGGCAACAAUAACAAUAAUAAUGAAUUGAACUUAAAAGGACAAUUAAAACAAAUUGCACUUAUGAAAAAAUUAGAUAAAAUUUCCGAUACAACUAUUGAAGAAUAUGAUGAAGAUUGUGUAAGGAAUGAAAAAUUUAAAAUUAAUCAUGAAUUUCUUAAUUUAAGUCCAGAUCUCUAUUCAACGACACCAUUGUGUUUUACUGAAUCAAUAAAUGAUUAUGAAAACAAUCAUCCAUUCAUUACAGAUGCAAGUAAUAAUAAUAAUAGUAAUAGUAAUAAUAACGACAACAUUUACAGUCGUAUGAAAUUUAAUCGAUUAUCGCAUGAGUUAUUUCCUUCAUUUCAUUACAAUUCAUCACUCGACAGUAAUUUAAUGAAUGCUGAAUUUAAUUUUAAUCCAGUUAACAUAAAUAUGGAUCAUGAUUCAUUAUUUGAUCCUUUGAAAGAAUCAUUAAGAAGUCAGUUAGUUAAUCCAAGUAAAAAUAAACAUUUAAGCUCUCCUAUGGGAUGGCCAUUGGUUAAUAGUAGUAGUAACAAUAAUAAUAAUAACAAUGUUAAAGAAUACGAUAUAAACUUACCAUCAUCGUCAUCAUCAUCAGUAACAACAUCAUUCCCAACAAUCAAGACAACCACAGAAUCAAUAAAUUAUUUUUCGAGAUUAUCUUCACCGCCAAAAUUAGAUUUACAAACAGAUUAUUGUCCAAUAGGUUCAAUGUUUAAUAGUCCUUUUCAUUCAGUUGUUGGUUUAACAUCAAAUUAUUCAACUCAUACCCGUCGAUCACAACAAAUAUUUGAUGUUCCACACAAUCAAUUGCAUCAACAACAAGGCUCAAAUAUCAAUCAAUCUGAAAUAUGUGAUUUUAUGCAUAGUCCUAGUGAGAAUGACAAUGCUCUACAAUUGACUGAACAUAAUUUAUCUCUUGGCAAUCAGUCGAGUUUAACCAGGAUCCCGAAUUCAGCGUUACAUACGAAUUCGAAUUGUUUGUCUAAAACAUGUCCAACUGACAGUUAUUUUCAAAAAUCAUUGAACUAUAAUGAGAAAUCUAAUAUAUUACCACAAUUUAAUCCAUCCAUUUUGUAUGAUAAUACUAAUGAAUCUACUGUAGAUUUAACUACAAAUACUACUAUAAACACAAAUAUCCAUAAUCCUACAUCAUUUGAUAUACCUUCCAGAAACACAAUGAAUAUUAUGAAUUACAAUCUAAAUGUAUCUACUGUAAAUGACUCUCACUAUUAUAUGAAUCCAAUAGAGUCUAAUCAGAGUUAUACACUCAAUCUUGACUGUUCACCACUUUCUCAUUAUUCAUUUUUACCGAACUUGACUGUGACAUCGUCGUCAUUAGGGACAAAACCAACUACUUGUUGGCCUACUCAUAAAUAUUUAUCACCUCCUCCAGGAUCAUAUCCUUUACAGUCAAUUAAUCCUGAUACUACAGUCACUGUUACGGCAUCAGAUGAUAUCGAUCAACCUAACGAAUCAUUUUCAAAUAGCAUGAAUCAUGAAGUAUCAUUUCGAAAAAAUGUAUUUCAUUCAUUACAAAACUCUACAGAUCUUACAAAUAAUCACACCGAAUUAGAUCCAUCUAACUUACUUUAUUUAUCAACAUCAAUGAAUGUAUGUAGUACUACAUUGUUGAAAGAUUCACAUAAUUCAAAUCGUUUAAAUUUCUCUGAUCAUAAUGAUUCCGGCACUUUUCCAAUUUAUUCUUCCCAAUUGAAUAGUUCAUGUCACAUGAAUACCAAUGACGCAAUAAAUUCAUAUUUAUCUGAAACAGAUGUUGCUCUAAUUACUGAUCAUAGUAAUAAUCAAGAAGAUCAUUCAAUGAAACAGAAUUCUUCAUUAAAACACUACCCUCUACCAUCUAAUACAAAUUUAUCUCCAUUGCAUCAUUUAAACAAUGUAUUUAAUCAAGUUAAUCAUGGUGAAUUGAGCUCAAUGUUUUAUUCACCAUAUUUGCAUAAUUCAAAUUCAUUCGGUUAUUCGUCUACUGGAAAUGAUAUGUUAACUAUUACUGACUCGUAUAAUUCAAAUGUUUUCAACAAUUUAACUCAAUCAAUGCAUCAGUCUUUCAAUCAAUCUACUCAUAUGACUCCUAUUAGUAGUAGUAGUAGUAGUAGUUAUGGCAAUACAUUUACAAUGAAUACUACUAUUCAUUUAAACAAUUUACGUGAUACAACUAGUAAUAUAAACAAUGUCACUAUACCAUUCCCUAUGAUUCCAGCUAAUACAUCUUCAGUAGACUUAUCUUCCACAUGA
Molecule: messenger RNA, 2625 nt
Organism: Schistosoma turkestanicum
Lineage: Eukaryota; Metazoa; Platyhelminthes; Trematoda; Strigeidida; Schistosomatidae
Source: the annotation of a GenBank genome assembly